Molecule: messenger RNA, 1878 nt
Organism: Mizuhopecten yessoensis (Yesso scallop)
Lineage: Eukaryota; Metazoa; Mollusca; Bivalvia; Pectinida; Pectinidae
Product: polypeptide N-acetylgalactosaminyltransferase 5-like
Exons: 3
Coding region: 51-1835 (594 amino acids)
Cellular component (GO): Golgi apparatus
Source: RefSeq, a predicted model, not a curated record
UGUCACCUCGCCACGUGUACCUGAUCCCACGUGCGUACGGACGUGACACGAUGGCAAGGUCCGGCCGUGCGAGGAGGUGCGGGCUCCUACCCGUUAUGAUUCUAUUUAUUGUUGGACAAUCGUGGAUUAUCCUGAUAUCUCUGCCACAUUCCCCGCGACAGCUAGAGGAGGACCAGCGAGACAUCAUAUCUCAGCAACGCAUGGAGGCAGCAAGAUUAGGUGCAAUUGAGGAUGAGAAAUACACGAAGAAACUGGAGCACACUCUCCAAUCCAUCCUCGCUCGUCACAGAGGAAUGGUCGACACUAGCAAAUUCAAGUACAACGUGUCGGCCGGUGACGGGUUGUCUGUACGACGUCCUGUUCCUGAUAAUAGAAAUCCGGAAUGUCACAAAACAAAUUUUCUCUAUGAUACAUCACUCACUGUAUCCGUAGUGACCAUCUUCCACAACGAGGCGCUGUCCACUUUGCUCCGGACCGUCCACAGCGUCAUAGACAGGUCCCCAGAAGAAAACCUGAAGGAAGUGAUCCUCGUAGACGACUCCAGCACUAUGACGUAUCUAAAGGACGAGUUAGACAUGUAUUUGUCCCUGGUGCCAAAAGCCAGGGUGAUCCGGAACCGCCAUAGGGCCGGACUGGUCAGGUCGAGGAUGAAUGGGGCCCGCAAUGCCACCGGUGACGUGUUGGUGUUCUUUGACGCCCACAUGGAGUGUAACACGCGCUGGUUGGAGCCACUCCUGCACGCGCUUCAAGACGAACCCACUGCAAUUCUACAGCCGGAUGUGGACAUCAUUAAAGCUGACACAAUGGACUAUUACAGUUACCCAGAUGGUGAUCGUCGCUCUCGUGGAGGAUUCGGUUGGGACCUCAGGUAUGCGUGGUUCGAAGUACCGGGCUUCGUUGAACAAGCAUUGAAGUCUAAAACGGAACCAUUUGUUACCCCCGUGCUGGUGGGUAACGCCAUCGCCGUACGAAGGGACCACUUCUUUCGGAUCGGGGGCUUCGACGAGGGACUUGACAUUUGGGGAGGGGAACACUUUGAUUUGUCAUUCAAAAACUGGUUGUGUGCUGGGAGAGUGUUGACAGUUCCAUGUUCCAAAGUGGGACAUCUGUUUAAAAUGGGCGUCCAGAGUUACAGUUUUGGUGGCGCCGAUCGAGAUACAGUCAUACUGAAAAAUCUGAUGAGGGUAGCGGAAAUAUGGCUGGAUGAAUAUAAAGAUACCUUCUAUAGAGUUACUGCUGGACGAACGCAGAAUUUCCCCCAAAUAGACAACAAUGCUAUUAUGUCACAGAAAAACUUUCUUAAGUCAUUGCACUGUAAACCAUUCCACUGGUACCUUAAAAACGUACUUCCGGAACAGAAGGUUCCCCCUAUCGACGCCGCCUUCUAUGGGGAGAUAACCAACGGGAAAACUUUAGCCUGUCUUGCUGUCCUAGAUGAUCAUUACAUUGGGAUAACAUAUGCAUGUUUUAAAUAUAGAAUAAUACCUGAAAAUUCCUUUACGUUUUCAGAGAAAGGCGAAUUUAAGUUUGAUGAUUAUUGUGUAUUUAUUUCGGAUUCCACACAUUUCCUGAAAAGGAGAAAGUGUGAUGAAACUAAAAAUGUGAUCCCGGGAAAGUGGAAAUUUCAGACGACCUCUCCGAUCUCUAAUACAGGAGCUCUCAUGUUUGAAUUCAAUGACAGUGCGCAGACGUUGUGUGUGAGCCACGUGACAGGUGCGAUAUCGGAGGUCCAUUUUAAUGAGCAAAUGGCGCAAGCUUUGCCGUGUAAUUACAGUUCCGCCUAUCAAAGCUGGUAUUUCAUGUACCGGCUUUCCGAAGUCCCGAAGUUUAAUUGAAUGAAUUUGUUUUAUUCAAAUCUCAAAUAAAGUCAAAAUACCU